CCCCUGUUCCGCUUAAAUUGGGUUCCUUCUUGUCCUGAGAAACACAGAGACCCCCAAAAGGGAAGCAGAGGAGAGAGAGACCCACACCCAGACCCCGCGAGAAGAGAUGACCAUGACCACCAUGCCAGAAAGUCUCAACAGCCCCGUGUCGGGCAAGGCGGUGUUUAUGGAGUUUGGGCCGCCCAACCAGCAAAUGUCUCCUUCUCCCAUGUCCCACGGGCACUACUCCAUGCACUGUUUACACUCGGCGGGCCAUUCGCAGCCCGACGGCGCUUACAGCUCGGCCUCGUCCUUCUCCCGACCGCUGGGCUACCCCUACGUCAACUCGGUCAGCAGCCACGCGUCCAGCCCCUACAUCAGUUCGGUGCAGUCCUACCCGGGCAGCGCCAGCCUCACCCAGAGCCGCCUGGAGGACCCAGGGGCUGACUCGGAGAAGAGCACGGUGGUGGAAGGCGGUGAAGUGCGCUUCAAUGGCAAGGGGAAAAAGAUUCGCAAACCCAGGACGAUUUAUUCCAGUUUGCAGUUGCAGGCUUUGAACCGGAGGUUCCAGCAAACUCAGUACCUAGCUCUGCCCGAGAGGGCGGAGCUCGCGGCCUCUUUGGGACUCACGCAGACGCAGGUCAAGAUCUGGUUCCAGAACAAGCGCUCCAAGUUCAAGAAGCUGAUGAAGCAGGGCGGGGCGGCUCUGGAGGGUAGCGCGCUGGCCAACGGCCGGGCCCUGUCUGCCGGUUCCCCGCCGGUGCCUCCCGGCUGGAACCCCAACUCCUCUUCCGGGAAGGGCUCGGGCGGCAGCGCGGGCUCCUACAUCCCCAGUUACACGUCGUGGUACCCCUCGGCGCACCAAGAAGCUCUGCAGCAACCCCAACUCAUGUGA
Dama dama (fallow deer) is the source of this 874-nucleotide messenger RNA. It is a transcript of the gene DLX1, whose product is annotated as distal-less homeobox 1. Bases 107 to 874 code for a protein of 255 amino acids. The record is from RefSeq and is a predicted model, not a curated record. Gene Ontology annotation, molecular function: DNA-binding transcription factor activity, RNA polymerase II-specific; RNA polymerase II cis-regulatory region sequence-specific DNA binding. Gene Ontology annotation, biological process: embryo development; cell differentiation; negative regulation of transcription by RNA polymerase II. The transcript has 3 exons. Lineage: Eukaryota; Metazoa; Chordata; Mammalia; Artiodactyla; Cervidae.